AUGGCCUUGUUAUGGCACACAUACUCCUCUCUUCACAAGAAAAUUCGUAGAUGCAACAUCGGCAGAGGCACGGCGUUACAAAGACAAGAGAAACCUGUUAAUAUAAUACGCAAGCAGAUUUACGUCUGCCCUAAGUGCGGCAAGGGUUAUACGUUGAAGAUAAAACUCUUGAGACAUCAGAAGUUCGAAUCAUUGUGGCACAAAAGGACUCACGGAUACGACGUCGGCGAUACGCAGUAUCAGCAUCGAGAAAGUACCAUCUACCAAACGCGCGAGAGGACUUACGUAUGCGCGGAUUGCGGCAAAAGUUACGCAGUGAAAAGAUCUCUCUGGAGGCACCGAAAGUUCGAGUGCGUGAACGCAAAGCCAAGGUUCAGUUGUGACAUAUGCUCGUACAAAAGCCCCCACAAGUGGUGCAUGGACAAACACAAGAAGAAGCAUCACAACACCAAUUACAAUCGCUUCCUUAAUUAG
Molecule: messenger RNA, 474 nt
Organism: Vollenhovia emeryi
Lineage: Eukaryota; Metazoa; Arthropoda; Insecta; Hymenoptera; Formicidae
Product: zinc finger protein 629-like
Exons: 3
Coding region: 1-474 (157 amino acids)
Source: RefSeq, a predicted model, not a curated record